This is a messenger RNA of Mollisia scopiformis, 435 nucleotides long. RefSeq lists its product as uncharacterized. Lineage: Eukaryota; Fungi; Ascomycota; Leotiomycetes; Helotiales; Mollisiaceae. The transcript is spliced from 3 exons. The record is from RefSeq and is a predicted model, not a curated record. Bases 1 to 435 code for a protein of 144 amino acids. Gene Ontology annotation, molecular function: oxidoreductase activity.
AUGGCUGAAAACAAAGAGAACGCACCGGCGGGUAGCGCAAAGUCUGAACCCAUGGUCAGACUUGAUAUUUAUGUCAAAUGCCACCCAUCCUUGACCGUUGAGGAGUUUCACAAGCGUUGGUCCGAAAAUCAUGGUUCUCUAGUCAAGGGCUGGCUUGCUGAAAAGGGAAUUUACCGUUAUACUCAGUUUCAUUCACCACCUGAAAUGACCGGACAAGCUCUAGGGAUCCAUGAUGAUGCCGGAAUUUUAGACUUUGAUGGACACGCCGAGGUGGUUGUCCCAAACAUUGAUGUGCUAAAGAAGUUGGUGGAAGACAAUUUCUUUGCCGAGUUUGCGAGUCCUGAUGAGGAGGCUCUGGUAGACAUGGCGAGCGUGAAGCGAAGCAUUGGUUAUGAGGAAAUACAUGUAGAGAAAGGAAAGGUCGUCGAGAUCUAA